AUGGCCUCGGUCCCACAGACCAUGAAGGGCGUCAUCAUCGAGAAGACGGGAGGCACAGAGGUCCUCCAACACAAGACGGACCUUCCUGUGCCCCAGCCCAAGGACGGCGAGGUCCUUGUCAAGAAUGACUUUGUCGGUGUCAACUUCAUUGACACUUACUUUCGCUCUGGCCUCUACCCAGCCCCGUCAUUCCCCUACGUCCUCGGUCGCGAGGCUGAGGGCACCAUCGUCAAGACGGGCGGCGCCGGCGACCUCUACGGCCUGAAGGAGGGUGACAAGGUCGUGUGGAUGAACACGGGUGCUUAUGGCGAGUACACAGCCGUGCCCGCCGAAAAGGUCGUCAAGGUCCCCGAUUCUCUCCCUCCCAAGGUCGGUGCCGCCUCUCUGCUUCAGGGCCUGACAGCCCUCACCCUCAUUCGCGAGGCCCACCACGUCCAGAAGGGCGACUGGGUGCUUGUGCACGCCGCGGCCGGCGGCACAGGGCAGUGGCUCUGCAAGCUGCUCAAGUCGGUUGGCGCCAACACCAUUGCUACGGCAUCGACACCCGAGAAGCUCGAGCUCGCCACCAAGGCUGGCGCUAGUCACGUUAUCAACUACAGCCACGAGGACGUCAAGGCCAAGGUCCUGGAGCUCACGGGCGGCAAGGGCGUGAUCGCUGUCUUUGACGGCGUCGGCAAGUCCACCUUCGACCUGUCGCUCAGCUGCCUCGCCCGCAAGGGCAGCAUGCUCUCCUUUGGCAACGCCUCGGGUGCCGUCGAGCCCUUCGCCAUCUCUCGCCUGAGCGCCAAGAACGUCCGGCUCAUGCGCCCGACCUUGUUCAACUUUAUUGCCGAGCGGCACGAAUUCGAGUCGUACACCAAGGAGCUGUUUGACAUGAUCAUCAAGGACAACCUCGAGCCGUCGAUUCACGAGGUGUACCCUCUUAGCGAAGUUGGGCGAGCGCAGAACGACCUGGAGGGCAGGAAGACGACGGGCAAGUUGCUCCUGGACCCCACGAAGUAG
Messenger RNA from Microdochium trichocladiopsis, 1002 nucleotides. RefSeq lists its product as uncharacterized. Gene Ontology annotation, cellular component: cytoplasm. Gene Ontology annotation, biological process: cellular response to oxidative stress. The transcript is spliced from 2 exons. Gene Ontology annotation, molecular function: quinone reductase (NADPH) activity. The coding region runs from base 1 to 1002 and encodes 333 amino acids. The record is from RefSeq and is a predicted model, not a curated record. NCBI's taxonomy places the organism in Eukaryota, Fungi, Ascomycota, Sordariomycetes, Xylariales, Microdochiaceae.